CCUGUGCUCAGAGACUUCCACAGUCUUUCUCUCCUUAAUAAAAGCUUCACAACAUUUUCUCAUUCAAUUCUAACUUCCAUGCCUUUUCAUGUCCCCCCUCAAUAGUACCCACAUUGAAUUCACCCAAAUCUCUCUCUCCUCUCCCUCUCUCUCUCUAAGAACUUCAUGUCUUCAGUGCCCCCUUUCCAACAUUUUCUUCAUUAAUACAAUGUGAGUUUGCUUCUCUCUCUACCCAUCUCUCUUUAACAUUUUCUACUGAACAUGUCAUGUGAAUUCAAGAUCUAAGCAAAACCCAUCUGACUACAACUUCUGAAACACCAUUUUCAUGGAUCUCCUGAUCAACAAACACUUGUUGUACAUCCAUGGUUCACAAGCUCUCUCUUCCAUCAAAACCCCACCGCCAAACUCGACUCUGCAUCCUCCAAACAAUACAAGUUUCCCAAUCAUAGCCAUUGCCAUUAUAGGCAUAUUAGCCACAGCUUUCUUGCUGGUCAGCUACUACGUCUUUGUCAUCAAGUGCUGCCUCAAUUGGCAGCGUCUGGAUCUUCUCAGACGAUUUUCGUUCUCGCGAAAUCGGCCUCGCGAAGACCCUUUAAUGGCCUACUCUCCGGCCACAGAAAACAGAGGACUUGAUGAAUCCGUGAUUCGGUCGAUCCCAAUAUUUCAAUUCAAGAGCGGUGAAAAAGAACAAACUACCGAAUGUGCGGUUUGUUUGAAUGACUUCCAAGUAGAUGAGAAGCUUAGAAUUAUACCAAAUUGUAGUCACUUUUUUCACAUUGAUUGUAUAGAUGUUUGGCUUCAGAGCAAUGCAAAUUGCCCACUUUGCAGGACAAGCAUUUCAACAACACCGCCACAAUUUCCAUUUGACCAUCAAGCUAUUGUUGUGAACUCUUUCCCUCAAGAUCCGAAUCCAUAUACUGAUGACUUCAUAGGCCGCGAUGAAGAUUUUGUUGUGAUUGAAUUGGGAGAGCAAGACAAUGCAGAUCAAUCUUUGCUUAGAAUGCAAGAAAGAUUUAGUUCAAGAGGUCCGAUACCAAUUGGUCCUUUCCCCGUAAAGUUGGAACAGAAAAUGGCGCAGAAGAAAGCGAAAAAAAUUAAUUUUGUUUCGAGUAUGGGUGAUGAAUGGAUUGACAAUAGAGAGCAAGAUGAGCAGUUUGCAAUCCAGCCCAUAAGGAGGUCUUUUUCGAUGGACUCGGCGGCUGAUCGACAGAUUUAUCUAGCAGUCCAGGAGUUUGUUCAACAAAACAGGCAUGACAAUGAGGUGAGCUCUAGUGAAGAUUGCAGUUCCAGAGUCAGAAGAUCUUUCUUUUCGUUUGGAUAUGGAAGGGGAUCAAGAAAUUCAAUUCUACCAACUCAAUUGGAGCCAUAAAACUAUGACUUCUUCCCUUUUCAAUUCAUUAUUAUUAUUUUUUUUCCAGUUCUUGUAAUACUUAAAUAUAGAGUUUUUAGAAUUAUUUUGAGGCUAUAUACAUUAGUUUGUCUUUCAAGAUAUGUAGACUGAGAAUAUGUAUGUACAAUUGUAAACUGUUGAAUGAUGCGCGCCUCGUAAUAGUUUUUAGAGCAAUUACGAUUAUCUUUGUAAUUUUUUUUUUUUGUCAACAUUCACAUAUAUUUAAUUUGUAAAAGAAAAAUGAUGUAUCUUCUAAUU
Molecule: messenger RNA, 1648 nt
Organism: Cornus florida
Lineage: Eukaryota; Viridiplantae; Streptophyta; Magnoliopsida; Cornales; Cornaceae
Product: RING-H2 finger protein ATL16-like
Exons: 1
Coding region: 326-1369 (347 amino acids)
Biological process (GO): protein ubiquitination
Molecular function (GO): transferase activity
Source: RefSeq, a predicted model, not a curated record